Molecule: messenger RNA, 603 nt
Organism: Zingiber officinale
Lineage: Eukaryota; Viridiplantae; Streptophyta; Magnoliopsida; Zingiberales; Zingiberaceae
Product: protein FANTASTIC FOUR 1-like
Exons: 1
Coding region: 1-603 (200 amino acids)
Source: RefSeq, a predicted model, not a curated record
AUGGCUGCAUGGGGAGGCUUGGGCGCAUUAUUUGAGAAUCCCAAGCCCAAGAACCCCACGCUCAUCGAGUCCCUGUCUCCGUGGAACCAGAUCAUGCCCACGAAACCACUAGAGGAAGCCGCCGGCUUCACCGAGAUCUUUGGGGAGCUCCACUUCCAGGAGAAGCUCCAGCUCUGCACCGAAAGGCUUGGCUCCGAGAGCUCCGACAACGUCGAUCGCCUGACGACGAAGGAACUGGAAGAGAGUGGCAGCGGGCUUAACUCCAGGGAGAAGCCUAAAACCGAGGUUACUGCACACGAGUACAAGAAUUGCUCCGCCGCGAGAGCGAGAACUAGAGUGUUCCCUCCCCCGCCAAUAUCCUCGGCGAGGAGGAGCGGCAACUCGUGGAUCUACUUCAAGUCUUGCAGGGAGGACGGGAGGCUCGUUCUGAGGAAGGUCACCGUUCCCACUCAAGAACUCCUGCACGCGUCGCGAGGAGAAGGGCGCCUCAAGCUGCAUCUUGUCUUGCCGGACUCGGCCAGCGCCAAAGGAGGUGAAGAACAUGAAGAGCGAGAAGGGACGACAGUGGAGGAGGCAGUGGAAGAGACAUCGCCAAUUAUAUGA